Molecule: messenger RNA, 663 nt
Organism: Arachis ipaensis
Lineage: Eukaryota; Viridiplantae; Streptophyta; Magnoliopsida; Fabales; Fabaceae
Source: RefSeq, a predicted model, not a curated record
AUGGUACCUGUCACAUAUGGGACUGUUGUUGCUAUUGACUACAAGAGUGGCUGGUGGUACAAGAGUUGCAAGCAUUGUUUCCAUGCUCUAAAGGAAUCUGAGAAUUCAUUCCAUUGUGUUACCUGUGACACAUUCCCAAAUUCUCAUGUUCCUAGUAUAAAUUUAAGAGUUGCUGAUGAAUUAGAUACCGCCUCCUUUAUACUAUAUGACAAAGAAGCUAGCAAAUACCUUGGUGUAUCUGCUUCUGAUAUGCGCAUGUCUCAUGUCAACAAGGGAAGUUUGAAGGAUGAAUAUCAUUAUCCUCAGGAGCUCAAUGCUUUCGUUGACAAGAAUUUCAUAUUUAAGAUUUCAGUUAAGAUGGAAGAUAUCAAUGCUUUCCAACCAUGCAGAAUUGAAAAUUUGGUCCAUGAAAAUUCUGAACUUAUUACUAUUCUCUCCGACUCUACUGAAACUCCCAAGCAAACAGGUUCGCCUUCCAUUGAGAUAAUUGGUGAUGAUAAUACUGAUUCAUUUUCGACUCCAAAAAGGGGACUCAUCGAGGCCGCUUCAUGUACCAAAAGUCUUAUUGAUGUUUAUCCAGAUACUGAGAACCAGUCCUCUACUAAGUCUCGAAAGAUUACCGUUGAAGAAGUUCAUAAUGUUGCAAAGCUUCAUGAAGAAUAG